Molecule: messenger RNA, 2817 nt
Organism: Coregonus sp. 'balchen'
Lineage: Eukaryota; Metazoa; Chordata; Actinopteri; Salmoniformes; Salmonidae
Source: the annotation of a GenBank genome assembly
UGGUACAUACUGUAAUAUGAAGGCACAACCCACUGUGACACCAGUGGUGCAAGUGUAUUUUUCAAUCAAGCAAAUUCCGAGAGCUAACCUAUUCAUAUAGUUUAAACAUUUGGACAGGAUGCUAAUCUUAGCCCACUUGCCAUUGCUUCUUCUUUUGGGAAACCAAGGUAAAAUAAAUUCCUCUACUUUUUACUUGAUGUGUUUUCGGUUUCUGGCACAUGGAUGAUAAUCAAAUGUCCUCAAGCUAGAUAUUUAUAUCCAAGGCCUACUGACUGAAGAAUCGUUGCCUCAAUUUAUGACUUUUUCAUUACAGAUUCAGUAACCUGUAUCGACCUGGAGAAACAGCAUGAAGUCAUCCAUGCAGCAGUUGGAGAACCUCUAGUAUUGAACUGCACCUACAACUGCUCCUCUGGAUUUGUCCAUGGCCACUGGAUCAAAUUCCCAGACUGUCGUCAUUGCCCUAGGCCAAGGGAAACAAAAAAAUUCACAAAGAAUGGGGACCUCUGCACACUACCAUUGUAUUUUCCACAUCUGUCCACGGAAGAUUUUCAGUACAACUAUAUCUGCUUUUCUGAAGAUCACGAAAGCGAACAGUUACCACGCAAGAUAGAGGUUCUGGUAUCACUGCAGGCACAAGGUAGGCAAAAACUGGUUGAAAGGACCUACACUGUAGUUCUAACAGCAGUAUGAAAAUGAAUGCACUCACUAACUGUAAGUCACUCUGGAUAAGAGUGUCUGCUAAAUGACUAAAAUGUAAAAUGUAAUGUGCAUUUUACCUCUAAAAACAAAUUGUGUUAAAAUGUAUUAUCUUAAUUAUGUUCAAAAAGAGGAUACAUUUAUAGUACAUUUAUACAUCAGUAAUUACUGGAUAAUUGUUUUAAAUUAUAUUGUAUUUUCUUUUGCCAGCUCGACCUAGUGCCCCGGCCCACAACGGUCACUACUGGUAAGUCUCACAGGAGAAUCUGUUACUGAGACUUUAUAAGGCUCUGGUCAAAAGAAGUUCACUAUAUAUGGAAUAGGGUGCCAUUUGAGAUUCAACCUAAGUCUCAUUUUCCGUAGUAGUCUAAUUGAAUUGCUCUGAGGCUGUUGAAUGACAUAGGCACAAAAUAAUAUAAACCCAUCAUAUUUCACUAGCUUACUUGAUCCUGAUGUCUACCAUUUUCUGUGUUUUAGAUGAAUCUGUGACAGCGUUGGGUAACCAUGAGGACUCAAUAAUAGAUCAUGGUGAAACAUGUUUAAAUGUAUUGCAAACAACAAAAGUAACCACCUGUUUGAGGCAAUGAUGAAUAAGUUGCAAAUUGAGUUUCAAUAAUAAAAUUGUCUCUGUGCUGUCUUCAAUACAGAGGAAUUCACAGGCGUCAAGGUGUUGGCAACAGUGACAGUUAUUGUGGCUGCGGUGUUGGUAGCCGUGGCUGCCUACUUAUGUAUGAGCCGCAAUCGAUAUAGCAAAGGUGCGUAUACAUGUUGUAAAAUCAAUUACGAACGCCCAAUUUCUGAAUCAGAAUGUUGUAAAAUAUACUACUUUCCAAAGUUGUUAUUUAAUUAAUAACUACAGUAUAUUUCAUUAACGCAAUUUAUUUUGUAUUUCAGGAAAACCUGCUCUUAUCUGUACAGGGUAUGUUUUUUUCAUACAAUGUGGCAUGUUUGCUAAGGCAUUUUAACACACUUUUCAUUGGCAAUUAUUAUGUGGACUUCCUAUGUGGAAUUUGUUUUAUCAGCACAACAUCAAGAGAAGAAUCUGGUGUUGGUAGGCCGACAACAGGUAAAUAUUUGUUUAAUUUUACGAAAUUGCUGAUACAACCAGUUCACUCAAUGUCGUAACUUGUCAUUCUAAUAGGUUACUUAAUAUAAUAUAAGAUACUUACUUAUCUUAUUCUUAACUAAUUGUGAGAGGGUGGCACUGAGAAUAAGUCUGGCUGGUAAGUUAAUGGAAUGUACCAUUCAUUUUAGUUACUAAACUGGGUGUAUGCUAAGAAAAUCUACAGUCCAAAACAUUGCAUUUCCUGUUUUGACCCAGAUUGCCAGAGUGAUCAUGAGGUUCCUUAUGCUGACAUCAUGAUUACUAUGCGAGGGGCCAGCACACCUGAGCUCACAAAGAUCUCCUACCUGGCUCCGGGGGACCAUAGAGAGGUGAGGAUGGGAAACUAUCGCUUAGUGAUUUCUGUAUGAAAUGGAAAGCGCUCUACAAUUAAAAUGUAUUAUCUAUUAUUAUUAUUAUUAUUAUUAUUAUUAUUAUUAUUAUUAUUAUUAUUAUUAUUAUUAUAACUUCAUCGACACCACACCACAUUAUUUUACAUCAACACCACCAUAUGUCACCAUAUGUCACCAUAUGUGACCCUAUUACUGACAUUCACUAUAUUCAACGUAAUAUGUCAGUGGAGGUUGCAUAAUGGCUAUUAUUGGCUAAUGCAGCCACAGUCACAGGCUGAGACUUUAUAUGAACCUCACCUGAAAUGGAAACCUGUGUGUUUCAUGUCCCCCCUGCAGAGGUGGAGAGAAGACGCAGGCCAUGGCCCCAGCACCGGCCCUGAAGCUAGGUCCCACCUGCAGGCCUCCCGCUCAGCUGACAGACUGCAUGUCCAGCCCCGAGAGGUCUCCAGGAAGAUGAGCACAAACUCUGAGUAUGCUGUCAUCACCUACUCUUAACCAGUGGGGCUGGAGAGGGAUGGAGAGGAUAAAAUAGGGAAUCAGAGAGAGCAAGUGAGAAAUGACUGUCACUGUACUCAUAUUAUUACUCCUUGGCUGUUUUGUUAGCAUUUUUUUUACUAUAGCAAGUUGUAUCUAUAACUGUAUAUUUUUUUUUUACUGUGACUAUUA